This is a messenger RNA of Suillus bovinus, 417 nucleotides long. RefSeq lists its product as uncharacterized. The record is from RefSeq and is a predicted model, not a curated record. The coding region runs from base 1 to 417 and encodes 138 amino acids. NCBI's taxonomy places the organism in Eukaryota, Fungi, Basidiomycota, Agaricomycetes, Boletales, Suillaceae. The transcript is spliced from 2 exons.
AUGGAGUUGGAGGAAGGGAUGAUCCCUGUCAUAAAUGGACUAGAGGAACCUGUCAGAAGUCAGAUGGAGAAUGCAGAUUCACCCAUUGCUGUGACUGAAGAGGAUGUUGAGGAGCUCAUCAAAAAUCCGACUGCUCAAACAAAGGUGGAGCUAAAUGAGAGUAUAGCUUAUGUAUGUACUGGACUUAGAGAAGGUUUUUGGCUGUUUUCUAAUACUCAUCUGGAAGAGUGGCCUCUCAUCUAUGAUAUAUUGGAUCGGCCCCCAAAGACUAAGGCCAAAAGAAAGUUCCUACAGGCACAGAUUGAUAAGGAGGUGGAAGUUGAAUGGUAUUUUCCACCUUUUGGUCCAGAUCUGCUUCCUGGCAUGUAUAGCAUGCCUAUAUACACUGUUCCCAAACCAGGAACUAUGAAGCAUUGA